CUCAAAGGUGCACAACCCCUUUAAAGGGAUAGUAUACCCCACUUCAGGCCCGGACUGGCCAUCUGUCCGGUCGGCAAAUGCCCGGUGGGCCUUUUUAAUUUUAGCUAAGUGGGCUGGGGAAAACCAGCAGCUGUCGAAUUGGAGACGAAAUCAUUGAAAAGAGCCGAAGAGGAAACCGCACAGGAUAACGAAGAAGACGAGGAGGAAGAAGACGUCUGUCAAAUUUUAGAGAUAAGUUUCCACUGAAAGCAAACUUUUAUUGGAGGGGGGGGAUCAGCCCAUGUUUUUUAAACUUGUAGUGGGGGAGCCUGGCUGCCAAUGUUGCACGUUUAUAUGUGGGCUGAUUUCUUUUGCCAGGACUUUUUAAUACCAGCCUUGGCCCAAUUCCUCCCCUCCCCCGCAACAUGAGUGCAAUGAAUAGGGCUUGUGCUGAUCAUACUUUUUCCCUUUUAUAUUAUUCCUUGAGCUAAACAGUGAAAUUAAAGCCCCUUCAUGCUUUGCCCUUGUGAGGUGAGUAGGUAGAUUCACUCCCGCGUACCUGUGUAAAGGACUGCUAUAUAUUUGAGCUAAGGGGAAAAACUUGUUGGGACUUGUUAGGACAAGUUCCAAUGUGUUGUGACCAAUGAACGAAAGUAUCUGAACAACUUCACUCAUACAGAAAAAAAAGUCCUGUGUACAUGCUGUUGCUAUGGAAAGCACUGCGUCUGAUGUAUUAUAUUCUCUGCAUUCCUGAAACAGUUUCUCCUACAUUCUUUCAGGAAUCAGAAAGAGCAGUGCAGAGAAUAGAAAGUGACAGGCUCAAGAGAUGCAAGGAAAGAGAGGGCAUGACAUGGGGCCAGGUUGAGGAGAUGAAAAUGAAAGAAGGAGAGAAAUUGGGGGGGGGGCUUUGACCAUACUCUUUCCCGUGACGCUGCCCUGGGGUUGACCAGCCUGUGACUCCUGAAGAUAUUGCUGAACUACAACUUGCAGAAUAGGGCUGGUGUGCUGAUCUGUUGCAGGGGUACAACAGCUCCUUGCAUUAAUUACAAUCUGUUCUACAGAUCAGUUCCCUCUUAGCAUUAAUGGGUAAGGGAGUAUUUGCCCAGAGGAGUUUAUAAUCUGUUUUACAGAUCAGUUCCCUCUUAGCAUUAAUGGGUAAGGGAGUAUUUGCCCAGAGGAGCUUACAAUCUGUUUUACAGUUCAGUUCCCUCUUAGCAUUAUGGGGUAAGGGAGUAUUUGCCCAGAGGAGCUUAGAAUCUGUUCUACAGAUCAGUUCCCUCUUAGCAUUAAUGGGUAAGGGAGUAUUUGCCCAGAGGAGCUAACAAACUGUUCUACAGAUCAGUUCCCUCUUAGCAUUAAUAGGUAAGGGAGUAUUUGCCCAGAGGAGCUCACACUCUGUUCUACAGAUCAGUUCCCUCACAGCAUUAAUAGGUAAGGGGGUAUUUGCCCAGAGGAGCUUACACUCUGUUCUACAGAUCAGUUCCCUCUCAGCAUUAAUAGGUAAGGGGGUAUUUGCCCAGAGGAGCUUACACUCUGUUCUACAGAUCAGUUCCCUCUUAGCAUUAAUAGGUAAGGGGGUAUUUGCCCAGAGGAGCUUACACUCUGUUCUACAGAUCAGUUCCCUCUCAGCAUUAAUAGGUAAGGGAGUAUUUGCCCAGAGGAGCUUACAAUCUGUUCUACAGAUCAGUUCCCUCUUAGCAUUAAUAGGUAAGGGAGUAUUUGCCCAGAGGAGCUUACACUCUGUUCUACAGAUCAGUUCCCUCUUAGCAUUAAUAGGUAAUGGAGUAUUUGCCCAGAGGAGCUUACAAUCUGUUUUACAGAUCAGUUCCCUCUUAGCAUUAAUGGGUAAGGGAGUAUUUGCCCAGAGGAGCUUACAAUCUGUUUUAUAGAUCAGUUCCCUCUUAGCAUUAUGGGGUAAGGGAGUAUUUGCCCAGAGGAGCUUACAAUCUGUUCUACAGAUCAGUUCCCUCUUAGCAUUAAUGGGUAAGGGAGUAUUUGCCCAGAGGAGCUAACAAACUGUUCUACAGAUCAGUUCUCUCUUAGCAUAGGUAAGGGAGUAUUUGCCCAGAGGAGCUUACACUCUGUUCUACAGAUCAGUUCCCUCUUAGCAUUAAUAGGUAAGGGGGUAUUUGCCCAGAGGAGCUUACACUACAGAUCAGAUCGCACAGAGCUGACAAUCUGACGGUGAGUGCAGGGAUCUUCAGUGAGAGUUAAGAAGUGACCCGCCGUUACUUCACUGAGCACUACUGGGGGGGGACGACUGAGAAGAUAUUUGGACUGAGAAGAUAUUUGGGGGGCGGAAAGAGAAUCAUUUUCCCGUAUUUUCGGGACUGUCCCAGUCAAUUCUGCUGAGUAGUUUCUGUGAGUCACCGUGUUGACCCUCCCAGUAGCGCCGUAUAUUACCUGCCGCCUCUCCGCCUGGGAGCCGCACUGAUUCAGAGGCAGAUGAUUUUGCAACGUAAUAAAAUGUGGGUCCGUAUGGCACACACAUCACUGGCACAGCUGGCACUUUGCUCUGUGAUCUUGGCCCUGGCACAGACUGGUCCUUCUGCGCUCACCUACCAGUGGAAAGACAGUGUCACCGGAGAGCUACUGAUCUGCAAUAAGUGCCAGCCGGGCACAUCGGUGGCAAAGCAUUGUACAUCCACUAGCCCCACUCAGUGCCAGCCUUGCCCAGACAACCACUAUACCCAGUACUGGAACUACCUGGACAAGUGCCGUUACUGCAACGUCUUCUGUGAGGACAGGGAGCGGGUAAAGCACGAGUGUAAUGCCACCCACAAUCGGGUGUGUGAAUGCCAACCUGGGUACCACCGUGGCAUCCAUUUCUGUGUCCAACACAAAGCGUGUGACCCUGGAUACCGAGUUUCACAGGAAGGUACUGCAGAAUCAAACACAGAGUGUGCCCCCUGCCCUGCCGGAACCUUCGCUGUUCAUCCAUCCAUGGAGAAAAACUGCCGACCCCACACAAACUGCUCUUCACUUGGCCUGGAGGUCAAUGUGCCUGGGACCACCCACCAUGAUACCCUAUGUACCAGCUGCCUGGGUCACUAUAAUCUCCAGGAAGUGAAUGCAGAAUGUGAUCAGGCUGUUCAGGAUUUUGUGGUCCAUCAGAAAUUCGGUCCCCGCCGCAUCAGGCGCCUCCAACAAAGCCUGAAUGGUCAAGACAAGUUGUUGAGGGAUGCAGAGAGCUACAGAAAACUUAGAAAUUCCCUGGCACAACUGAGGAACAGUCAACCAGACAAACCCUUUCUGCCAACACUCCUGCCAAUCCUGCGCAGAGCUGGACUGGGUCACUUGGAGGAGGAGUUACGGAUCCGCUUCUUGCAGCACCACGACAGCUUGAUGUAAGCAACGGACAGAUGGUUCUUUCUACAUUAAUGGGGAAGCAGUGUCAUCCUGUUGUGCCCCAGCUGUUAUUGAGCCUCAUCUCUAUGAAUCCCCUGUAAAAUACUGCACUCCAUGGACCGCACAGUCAUUCUCCCAGCACCAAAGCAGGGUUGUGUAUUCUACUGAACUUAAACCGGGUCUCCCCGCAAACCUCUUACUACUGUUUUGUAGAGACAGUCCUGAAAGAGUUGAAUGGUUUUAUAAGAAUAUGCUAUUUUUCUAUCAUAAUAAAAAUGUGUUUAUCAUAAUAUUUAUGAUAAAAUGUGUCUAUCAUAAUAAAAAAAUGUUUAUUUUGUA
Xenopus laevis (African clawed frog) is the source of this 3666-nucleotide messenger RNA. It is a transcript of the gene tnfrsf6b.L, whose product is annotated as TNF receptor superfamily member 6b L homeolog. NCBI's taxonomy places the organism in Eukaryota, Metazoa, Chordata, Amphibia, Anura, Pipidae. Gene Ontology annotation, cellular component: extracellular region. The record is from RefSeq and is a predicted model, not a curated record. The coding region runs from base 2425 to 3330 and encodes 301 amino acids. The transcript is spliced from 5 exons.